Messenger RNA from Phaedon cochleariae (mustard beetle), 1905 nucleotides. Lineage: Eukaryota; Metazoa; Arthropoda; Insecta; Coleoptera; Chrysomelidae. The record is from the annotation of a GenBank genome assembly.
AUGUUUAUGACUGAUGUACAUAGGAAAGAAGAAAUUAGAAAUGUAGCAAUCAAACACCUACGAAAAUAUGGAAUUAAGUAUAGAGGAAAAACGACUAGACACCCACAGGCUAUCAAAUCCAAGAAGCUUUUCAAAGUCCCAAUACAAAACUUAGAAAAUGAGACUGUUACUCUGAAAAAUGGACAACAAUUAAUUGUUCCAAAAAGACUGCAUGAAAUGUGUUCAUAUAUACUGACAAAAGUUGAAACUGAGGGUAUAUUUCGAAAGGAAGGCUCAAAGUCCAGACAAAAUGAGAUUAAGUUAUCUUUGGACAGAGGAUGUAUGCUUGGAAUAGAACACCAUGUUAUUGAUGUUGCUGUUAUUCUAAAAUGCUUCCUUAGGGAGUUGCCAGAACCUCUUAUACCUUAUUCAUUUCAUGAACUAUACCUACGAUGCUCUUUAAUAGAAAAAAAGACUGAAGCAUUACUUCUGUCAUGUUUACUUUUACCUACUGAACAUCUCAAUAUUUUAUCCUAUUUGAUGCAGUUCCUGAAUGAAGUAGCAAGCUACUCAAAGUACAACAAAAUGAAUUCCUACAAUAUUUCAGUAAUUCUAGGGCCCAACAUUUUUCCAGUAAAUGAGAAAAUUGCACCAAAAAAUAAGCUCAUGGUGAAGAAAACUUGUGAUAUCAUCAAGUUCAUGAUAGAUAAUUCUAAUAAUAUUGGAUUGAUACCUGACUUCAUUCUUGAACAAAUCAGCAAUCUGAAGGCUGGGGACUUGGAAAAUGCAGAUAAAGUUAAAAGGAGAAGAAGUGGCUCCUUGACAAGGAUAUUCAAUGGCCUCAAAAAAAUGGUGAGCACGCGAACUGAACCUGAGCAUCCACCAGAUCUUAUUUUGACACAAUCUAUACCCCAAAAUGUGGAUAAGUUCACCAAACUAAGGUGCCAUGAAGAACCCGCCCCGCCGAAAAAGAACAUUUUAGAACGCAGAUGGUCAGCCAUAACGUCUGCCACGACAUUUAAGAGAAAGAAGAGAGAAUCAUUCAUCUACCAUCCCAAUGAGAACAUCACUUCAAACAGCCCCAAGGCUGAUUACGUAAGGGUUUCGAAAACGGAGUAUGAAGAAAUCAAAAGCCGCGUGUCGGCCAUCGAAAAAAGAUUGUCCCUGGAAAUAGAAAACGCCCAGUCCACUGUGGUGCACAAUGAAGUAAACAUAAUCCAUGACAUACAAUCUGCCUACGAGAAAACUCUGGGGCAGGCUGAGCAGAUGAGCCCGGGGACUGACCAGCUGGCGAGAAGACUCAGCAGGGAGCUCAGAAUAAGGAAUUCGGACCAGAAGAUGAUCCGCUCGCCCAGCGCUAGAAAAAUCGGGACUAUUCGAAGGAGGUCCAGGGAGGGCGAGCGACCUCCGAAAGUCGCAAGGAAUCCUUCAUUUGACCAUAUUAAAAACAGCUGCAAACCUAGCACCUUGACCCGUAGCAUAUCCUCCCCAAUCCAGAGCAACAUUCUGAUAAACACAAAUAUUUUCAGCCCUUCUCUACAAGUCGAUGCUAGAACUCGUGUUUCUAUCCAGUCGAAGCAUUCCACGUCGCCUUCCAUCGGAGAUAAAUCUCCAGGAAAUAGGUCUAGGUCUAGAGAGAGGAGAGCUCUUAGACGUAAUGUCAAUGUUACCCCCAGGCGUCCCAUUUUGAAGCAGAGACUGUACAAUUUCGAUGGACAUCGUUUCAUAGAAAUCAGCGAGGAUAAUGAUCACAAUAAGGAGAACAAUUUGGAGGAGAAGGGGGUUUGGACUCCUAGUGCUGUGCCACACAUUAAGAGGGCUAUUUCUGUAGUGAGAUCGCCUAAGAGGCUUUGCAUAACUCCAAAGGUGGCUAGGGUCAAUACGCCUCUUAGGGUGUUGCCUAAUACGAAUAUGUUUGAUUUGUAG